This is a messenger RNA of Biomphalaria glabrata, 1706 nucleotides long. RefSeq names its product spermatogenesis-associated protein 7 homolog. Lineage: Eukaryota; Metazoa; Mollusca; Gastropoda; Planorbidae. The record is from RefSeq and is a predicted model, not a curated record. Bases 337 to 1347 code for a protein of 336 amino acids. The transcript has 7 exons. Gene Ontology annotation, cellular component: ciliary basal body; rod photoreceptor outer segment; axoneme. Gene Ontology annotation, biological process: protein localization to photoreceptor connecting cilium; microtubule cytoskeleton organization; protein localization to photoreceptor outer segment.
AUGGCAGAAAGUUUAAGAGGAAAUCUGGGACUGAAGAGUAGCCCCCUGGCCCCUACUGCUUGCAAGUUGUCCACUCAGUACUUGGUCCUUGACCAUAUGACCAACCAUUAUAACAAGAUUGCAAAAGCAAGGUGUGGUUCCGGAUAGUAGUUCAAAACUCCUGCCAUUAGAGCCUUUCAGAGGGUUGAGCAAUGGCUUUUGUGACUCUAAUAUGUUUACAGCAGAUAGUGGUUUAACUAUUUAAUUUGAAGGAACACUCUAGCAACUUUUACAAUGUGAACAAAAAGUGCUGUUAUUGAUACCAAGCCUCCAAAGAGUUUAACAACUAGUCAGAAAAUGCGAGACAGAAGGAACAGAGAGUCACGUAUGAACACUCCCACUCUGCACAAGUCUUUCUCUCGCUCUCACAGUGAUCUCCAAAGUUACCAUGACCUCUUCAAUGAUGAGCCAGAAGAUGAGGAUAGUAGACUUGUACACUCCAUCAUGAAAGCCACACUUACUGGUCAGCCUGGAACCAGCAACAAAGCUACUUAUGGCUCCACUUCCUUGAAUGAGUCACAUAAUCUAGAGAGCAGUAUGUUGCUCAAACAAGGUGGAGAUACUCAGAUGGGAAGCAGAAGUUUUCGCCCUGUUUCAGCCAGGUCCACCCAAUCCUUAAGAUCAGCAAGGUCUGGUCAUUCUGUGACCAGCCUGACCUCAAGAGUGUCCAUUCAUGACCCUGCCAAAGUGACUUACCAGGGUGACUUGCUGGACAAAAGGCCUCACCUCUUCACUGAGCCAGAUAGAGCGUUCACUCCGAGGACACUUAAAGUCAACCACGAGUCUAAAUUAAAGAACUCCAAGUGGUACAACCCACCUCGUAGGAGCAGCAGUCAGUCGAGAGCUUCCAUGGAGAACACUGGAUCUAAGCCUUCAAGUGUCAGGAAUAAAAAGUCUGAUUUGUCGCCCAGACCUAAUGCUUCAAAUCAAGAUCUCCAGGAUGCUCCAGAAACUGCACAUCUUUCUGAAUCUAUGCUGAUGGACAUCACUCUACAAAGUCGAGAUGGACACCAACAACAUGAGGGCAAGGGUAUGGUUCCCCCUUUGGCGAUCUCCAUGGACCAGGACCACAUGAAUUGGCUCCAAGAGCAGGCAAGUAAAGCAGAGGUCAGAGCACGGAGUCAAGGUAAACUGAGGUCCUCCAUUCACUCUGAUGAAGAUAGUCAAGUGCAGACUUUGAAGUCCAAGAAUACUGACCUGAGAGAUGCCAUUAAACUGGAAAAGACAAACAAUUGGCAUUCCCUUAAAUCAGUGGAGUCUCAACACUCUGUAACAUCCUGGAUCAGCCAAAGACUGCUAGAGGAGUGAGUCAUCUACACAUUGUUCUAUGACCAUUUUAUUUUAAUUUCUUUUUGUUUAACAAAUUUUUAUUUGUUGUUAUCUAUUAAAUUGCUUUGUUUUAUACAUUUGGGAUGUUCCUUUAGAAAUGAAGAUUAUUAUGUCCUAGACCAAACCUGAUGCAAGAUGCCAGGAGAUGGCAAUGGGCAGUGCUUGAAUUCAUGACAAUAGUGAGGACAGUUUGAGGUCCAUGCCACAUGACCAGGCAGUCAUUAUUGUAGUACCACAUUUUAGUCUCAUAUAUUAAUCAUUUAGUAAGACUUAGUAACAACUGAUAAAGUAUUCAUCUGUAAGUAAUAGUGGAGUGAUUAACUGGUCUAAAAAGCUUU